Pieris rapae (cabbage white) is the source of this 685-nucleotide messenger RNA. RefSeq names its product ubiquitin-conjugating enzyme E2-17 kDa (gene Ubc6). Gene Ontology annotation, molecular function: ubiquitin conjugating enzyme activity. Gene Ontology annotation, biological process: DNA repair; protein polyubiquitination; proteasome-mediated ubiquitin-dependent protein catabolic process. The transcript has 3 exons. The record is from RefSeq and is a predicted model, not a curated record. The coding region runs from base 193 to 648 and encodes 151 amino acids. NCBI's taxonomy places the organism in Eukaryota, Metazoa, Arthropoda, Insecta, Lepidoptera, Pieridae. Gene Ontology annotation, cellular component: HULC complex.
GCAUAUUCAUGGUCAUUUUGACAACCUUUUCUUAAAAGGUGACGAAAAAAUCUGUGCAAAUAACAACGGCAGUGGGCAGCGCAAGUAUUUAUUUUAUUUCAUGGAGUGAUCAUUUAAAGACAUUUACAAUUCAUAAUUGAAUAAUUCUGCCUUGGGCCAACUUAUUGUGAUAACAUAUAGUGUAAAUUGAAAAUGUCAACUCCUGCCAGACGACGGCUAAUGAGAGACUUUAAACGCCUUCAGGAGGAUCCACCAACAGGAGUGUCAGGUGCACCCACCGACAAUAAUAUAAUGAUCUGGAAUGCUGUGAUCUUUGGGCCUCAUGACACUCCAUUUGAGGAUGGAACAUUUAAGCUUACUAUAGAAUUUACUGAGGAAUACCCAAACAAGCCCCCAACAGUUCGAUUUGUAUCUAAGAUGUUUCACCCAAAUGUCUAUGCAGAUGGUGGAAUAUGUUUAGACAUAUUGCAGAACAGAUGGAGUCCUACUUAUGAUGUAUCUGCAAUUUUAACUUCUAUUCAGUCUUUACUAAGUGACCCAAACCCUAACUCUCCAGCAAAUUCAAUGGCUGCUCAGCUUUAUAAAGAGAACCGUCGAGAGUAUGAAAAGCGGGUGAAAGCAUGUGUUGAACAGUCUUUUAUUGAUUAACCAGGCAUAAAUGGGAGCUUGGCCACCCAUUAUAAAU